This is a messenger RNA of Saprolegnia parasitica CBS 223.65, 465 nucleotides long. RefSeq lists its product as hypothetical. The transcript is spliced from 3 exons. Bases 1 to 465 code for a protein of 154 amino acids. NCBI's taxonomy places the organism in Eukaryota, Oomycota, Saprolegniomycetes, Saprolegniales, Saprolegniaceae. The record is from RefSeq and is a predicted model, not a curated record.
AUGGCAGGUCUUCUCGCGUCCUUCCUGCGCGCCCGUGGGGUCCUCGUCCUCGGCGUCGCCGGCGCAGCCCUCUUCUACCUCGAUAUGCUCGAUGAGGCCCUCGCAUUCGCGCAGGCGUAUGGCUGGUUCCUUCUCCUCGGCGCGGGCGUCGUCCUGUACGCCGACCACCACCUUGGGCAGCUCCUCGUUCGCUGGGACGUCGCGCGCUCGCUCCAAGUGGCCAACGAUCCAAGCCGCGUUGACAUUCUUCGCAUUGAAGCGCGCAAGGCGCGGGAGCGCCAGCAGCUCGAGCUCGAGGCUCAGAGCAAAGCCCACAAAGAAGCGGCUGCCGUAAAGAAGAAGGAAGCCCGGAAGCCUGCGGCAUCCCCGCGCCGCCCGGAGCACGACGACUACAACCCGCUCACGGGUGCGACGAGCACGGCGCGCUACAAGCCAUCGGGCUUUGCGCGCCCUCGCGGUGGAUGA